Molecule: messenger RNA, 3500 nt
Organism: Pongo pygmaeus (Bornean orangutan)
Lineage: Eukaryota; Metazoa; Chordata; Mammalia; Primates; Hominidae
Product: HLA class II histocompatibility antigen, DP beta 1 chain
Exons: 6
Coding region: 932-1705 (257 amino acids)
Biological process (GO): antigen processing and presentation; immune response
Cellular component (GO): MHC class II protein complex; membrane
Source: RefSeq, a predicted model, not a curated record
AUCAGAUUGAAGGAGGUGGGGUCUUUGAUUUUUUUUUCACUUUCUUCCUUAUUUGCUGGUCAAUUUAUAUUCUCUAUGGCUUUAUUUUUCCAAAGCAAUUUCAGAACUAUUGAUCUCAUUUGGUCUUAAGAGCUUUCCUUUAAGGCAGGUUAUAUCAUCCCCAUAUUGAAGACAAGGAAUUGAAGUCCAAGAGAGGCAGUGUCGUUAAUGCUGCAUAUUUACAUGGUAGGGUGGGUGGUGUGUCCAUGCUCCCCGUGUAAGUUUCCUACACCGAGCCCUGCUGACCCUGAUGACAGUCCUAUGGAAGAACCUGGUAUCCCCUGCACAUCGCAGGACUCACAGAUCUCUGGGAGAAAGUAAAUAUAAAUGGGUGCUAAGCUUAAACACACCCUUGGACAAAGGCAAGACAGACAGACUCCAGGCCUCAUUUGAGUUCUGGGAUGGGUACCCUAAUCCCUCUAAACCAUACCACUGAAUGGUCUUUUAUACACUGAGAUGGCGCUUCUUCCACAACAGACCGUGUCCUGUGAGUGUGUGAGGUGUGGCAGAAUUAAGGAAAUGAUAAUCCCCUUAGAUGGGCCAGCAGAAUAUUUGAGAUCACCUUCAGAGCAAAGAAAACACAUCGUCUCCCCAAAUCUCAUGACUUAUCUGACUGCUUAAAAUAAGUAUCAUUGUCCUCCCUCUGUCAUCUUAACUUCAUCACAGGCUUUAUAUUUUCAGACCUUUCACACUAACCGUCUGCCUAGUGAGUGAUGACUCAUACAAAGCUCAGUGUCCAUUGGUUCUUUUCUCAGACUCUGUCCAAUCCCAGGAUCACAGAAGACUGCUUGGGUUCAUGGUCUCUAAUAUUUCAGACAGGAGCUCCCCUUAGUGAGUCAUUCUUUUCCUGACUGCAACUCUUUUCGUUUUGCCACCCUUUUCCAGCUCCACGAUGGUUCUGCAGGUUUCUGCGGCCCCACAGACAGUGGCUCUGAUGGCGUUACUGAUGGUACUGCUCACAUCUGUGGUCCAGGGCAGGGCCACUCCAGAGAAUUACGUGUACCAGAGACUGUUUGAAUGCUAUGCGUUUAACGGGACACAGCGCCUCCUGGACAGACUCAUCUACAACCAGGAGGAGUACAUCCGCUUCGACAGCGACCUUGGGGAGUACAGGACGGUGACGGAGCUGGGACGGCGUACUGCUGAGUACUGGAACAGCCAGAAGGACAUCCUGGAGCUGGAGCGGGCCGAGGUGGACAGGGUGUGCAGACACAACUAUGAGCUGGAGGAGCCACUCAUCCGGAAGCGCCAAGUCCAGCCUAGGGUGAAUGUCUCUCCCUCCAAGAAGGGGCCCUUGCAGCACCACAACCUGCUUGUCUGCCACGUGACGGAUUUCUACCCAGGCAACAUUCAAGUCCGAUGGUUCCUGAAUGGACAGGAGGAAACAGCUGGGGUCGUGUCCACCAACCUGAUCCGUAAUGGAGACUGGACCUUCCAGAUCCUGGUGAUGCUGGAAAUUACCCCCAAGCAGGGAGACGUCUACACCUGCCAAGUGGAGCACCCCAGCCUGGACAGUCCUGUCACCAUGGAGUGGAAGGCACAGUCUGAUUCUGCCCGGAGUAAGACGCUGACGGGAGCCGGGGGCUUCGUGCUGGGGCUCAUCAUCUGUGGAGUGGGUAUCUUCAUGCACAGGAGGAGCAAGAAAGUUCAACGAGGAUCUGUAUAAACAGCAUUCCUGACCUCACCAAAAAGACUAAUGUGCCUUGGAACAAGCAUUUUCUGUGUUUCGUUAGCACCAGCGGCUGGUACCCGGACAGACCCCCAGCUUCCCAAAGGAUCCUGCUACCAAGAAGUUGCUCUGAAGCCAGUUUCUAUUGUUCUGCUCUUUGAUUCCAUGCACGGUUUCUCGCACUGGGCCUCCAACCAUGUUCCCUUCUUCUCAGCGCCAUAAAUAAUCAAAACCCAACAUGAGUGUUUAUUUUCUUUUAAAAAUAUACACCAAAUCACCUCUCAUCACUUUUGUUUAAGGGUUUUAGUAAACAAUAGGAGUUAAUAAAGAAGUUCAUUUUGGUUUACACGUAGGAAAGAAGAAAACCAUGGCUUCCUUCCUUCCUUCCUUUCUUCUUUCUUUCUUUCUUCUUUCUUUCUUUCUUCCUUUCUUCUCCCUCUGUUGCCGAGGCUGGACUGUACUGCAGUGAUCUCCGCUCGCUGCAACCUCCCCGCCUCGGGCUCCCGUUAUUCUCCUGCCUCAGCCUGCCGAGUGCCUGGGAUUGCAGGCUGGAGGCAGUGGCGUGAUCUCAGCUCACUACAACCUCCAACUCCCAGCCGCCUGUCUUGGCCUCCCAAAGUGCUAAGAUUACAGCCUCUGCCCAGCCGCCACCCCCUCUAGGAGGUGAGGAGCGUCUCUGCCUGGCCGCCCAUCGUCUGGGACAUGAGGAGCGCCUCUGCCCGGCCUCCCCGUCUGGGAUGUGAGGAGCCCCUCUGCCCGGCCGCCACCCCGUCUGGGAAGUGAGGAGCGCCUCUGCCUGGCCGCCCUGUCCAGGAGGUGAGGAGCACCUCUGCCCGGCCGCCACCCCCUCUGGGAGGUGAGGAGCGCCUCUGCCCAGUCACCCCGUCUGGGAAGUGAGGAGCGCCUCUGCCUGGCCGCCCCGUCUAGGAGGUGAGGAGCAUCUCUGCCCGGCGCCACCCCGUCUGGGAGGUGAGGAGCGCCUCUGCCUGGCCGCCACCCCGUCUGGGAGGUGAGGAGCGCCUCUGCCCGGCGCCACCCCGUCUGGGAGGUGAGGAGCGCCUCUGCCCGGCCGCCACCCCGUCUGGGAAGUGAGGAGCGCCUCUGCGCGGCAGCCACCCCGUCUGGGAUGUGAGAAGCGUCUCUGCCCUGCUGCCCCGUCUGGGAGGUGAGGCGCGCCUCUGCCCCACUGCCACACCGUCUGGGAGGUGAGGAGCGCCUCUGCCUGGCAACCCCGUCUGGGAAGUGAGGAGCGUCUCUGCCUGGCUGCCCCGUCUGGGAGGUGACAACGGCCUCUGCCCAGCUGCGCUGUCUGCGAUGUGAGGAGCGCCUCUGCCUGGCUGCCAUCCCGUCUGGGAGGUGUACCCAACAGCUCCGAAGAGACAGCGACCAUCAUGAACGGGCCAUGAUGACGAUGGCGGUUUUGUCAAAAAGAAAAGGGGGAAAUGUGGGGAAAAGAAAGAGAGAUCAGAUUGUUACUGUGUCUGUGUAGAAAGAAGUAAACAUAGGAGACUCCAUUUUGUUCUGUACUAAGAAAAAAUUCUUCUGCCUUGGGAUGCUGUUAAUCUAUAACCUUACCCCCAACCCCAUGCUCUCUGAAACAUGUGCUGUGUCAACUCAGGGUUAAAUGGAUUAAGGGCCGUGCAAGAUGUGCUUUGUUAAACAGAUGUUUGAAGGCAGCAUGCUCGUUAAGGGUCAUCACCACUCCCUAAUCUCAAGUACCCGGGGACACAAACACUGCGCGGAAGGCCGCAGGGACCUCUACCUAGGAAAACCAGAGACCUUUGUUCACGUG